AUGUAUCACCUGCAGUGCGAGCUCCUGAUGACGCACAAAACCCCGGACCUGGACGCCGGCCAGCCGCACCUCGCCGUCUCCGGCGUCGCAAGCAUCCCAGCAGAGCUGAGCUUCCACCUGCUCCACUCCCUGGACGCCGCAGCGGCGGUCAAUUCCGUCACGCCGCAGUCCACCAUCGACUACUUCCUCGGCAACGCCGAUCCCCCUGCAGUACGAGCCGCUGCGCCCCCCGGCCACCACCAGCACACCAUGAACAUGUUGCGCGACUAUUGCAACGGCGGCGGCCACUACCACACCGCCGAGCCGUACCUCCGAGGGACAAGGACCGGCACCCUCGUGUUCGGGGCCACCGACGAGGAGGAGUAG
Molecule: messenger RNA, 366 nt
Organism: Miscanthus lutarioriparius
Lineage: Eukaryota; Viridiplantae; Streptophyta; Magnoliopsida; Poales; Poaceae
Source: the annotation of a GenBank genome assembly